UAGUUGAUUUAUUAUUUAAAUCAUCUGAUUUAAUUGAGAAAAUUCAUAUUUAUGAUAGUUUUUAUAAUAUUGAGUCUUUGGAUAUAUAUAUAGAAAAUCAUUUAGUUUAUUUAACUUUAUAUAAAACAGAUUUUGAUUUAGAUGAAUUUGAAAAUAUAAAAAAUAUUACGAGUUUAAAAAUGAAAGAUGUUUAUGUAAAUAUAUCAUUAAAUAGUUUUAUUAGAAUACAAAAUAUCAGAGCUCUUACAUUGAUUAAUUGUAAUUAUGAAGAUAAUGAUUAUUUUUUUAUUAUGAACGAAUUGAAAAAAAUAACAUAUUUAAGAAUAAUUUUUUAUGAUAUUGAUAAAAUUCGUGCAAAGAAAAUAUAUGAUAUGUCUUUAAAAUAUGAAAAUAUCAAAAAAAUAGAAAUAGAAAAAUAUGAAGAA
This is a messenger RNA of Scutellospora calospora, 425 nucleotides long. The record is from the annotation of a GenBank genome assembly. NCBI's taxonomy places the organism in Eukaryota, Fungi, Glomeromycota, Glomeromycetes, Diversisporales, Gigasporaceae.